Messenger RNA from Xyrauchen texanus (razorback sucker), 806 nucleotides. RefSeq lists its product as uncharacterized. Gene Ontology annotation, molecular function: ciliary neurotrophic factor receptor binding. Gene Ontology annotation, biological process: negative regulation of neuron apoptotic process; ciliary neurotrophic factor-mediated signaling pathway. Lineage: Eukaryota; Metazoa; Chordata; Actinopteri; Cypriniformes; Catostomidae. The record is from RefSeq and is a predicted model, not a curated record. The transcript has 3 exons. Bases 14 to 679 code for a protein of 221 amino acids.
UUGUGAACGGAGAAUGAAUUGUCAUGUUAGGAACAUGAUUUGUCUACCUCAGAGAUCACAAGAAAAAUGCAGAAUAUUCCUUCUUAUCCUCUUUGUAAUUGCCAUUGAGUUAAUGCAGCCAACAAUAUCAUGCAAGAACCAAGACUGCAGCCAUCUUCACAGAAGUCUGAAGUUCACCAAGUUCAUGAACUGGAGCGCCUCAGAACUCUUAAAAACUUAUAGAGCCAGUCAAGGGGACUCCACAGACCUGAUCUGUGAAAUGCAAAUGGACAAUGUUCCAGAAUCAACCAUCUCAGGCCAGAGCAUACCCGAACGCAUCUUGAGCGUUUAUACCCACCUGAAUGAAUUUCUUCCGCAUCUAAGAACAGUGAUGGAGCAACAGACAGACUUAGAUCCUCCAACUAACCCUGUGGCUGAGGGACUUCACAGUAUGAUUAAAUAUGUCCGUCACUUUUCUGUGACAGUGAACUGUAUCUUACAAAUGCUGCAGCCAAAUAUACCUGUUCCUGAACCAGCUGAAAGUCCAAUAGGAAUUCCCCCUGCACAAAAUAUUUUCCAGCAGAAGGCCUAUGGAUGCAUUGUCUUGUCUCGGCUUCAGGAGCUCCUUAGUCAAGCAGUUCAUGAACAGAAGUUUAUUAGGAGUAAAAUCUGCAGAAAAAGGACAAAAAACAUUGUUUGAAUAAAAAGUGUACAGUGAAAAUCUCAACACAAAAUUAUGUGUAUGUAAUUUAUUACUAUUUAUUUUUGUACAUAUUUUUCUGUAGAAAAGAUGUCCAGAUUAUUAUGUUUAGUGUGGAUAUAUUUAU